This is a messenger RNA of Capronia coronata CBS 617.96, 2562 nucleotides long. RefSeq lists its product as uncharacterized. NCBI's taxonomy places the organism in Eukaryota, Fungi, Ascomycota, Eurotiomycetes, Chaetothyriales, Herpotrichiellaceae. Bases 1 to 2562 code for a protein of 853 amino acids. The record is from RefSeq and is a predicted model, not a curated record. The transcript is spliced from 2 exons.
AUGUUUGUGUAUCUCCGAAAGGAGAAGAACAAUGCGAAAUCAGACAACGGUGGCCGCAUGCGCAAACACCUACGUAAAAGGAUCGAAGACACGUGCAGAGCGCACUUGGAUUGGGUGAAAGGAGCCCGCAGGGCAGACGGUUGUUUCAGAACUGACUAUUGGGCUACGGGCAAAGAGAUAUUGCCGAACGCGACUGGCCAGCCCUCUGCCGAGGCUGCACAAGGAGUGAAAAAGAUCGAGUCAACCGGGGGUCCACAAGGCUCAAGGGAAGCCUUAAGAGUCGAUGACGCCCCGGACUUGACAGCACUCAGUGAUACUCCCUUCCAAAUCCUUAAGUUUGGCGCCUUUGCUGCCGUCUUUGACAAAGACAGAGAUACUCUUCGCGAGGACCUACGUCCCAUUGUUCGUGGUUGGGUGCGACAUCUGGACAAGGAUAACAAACAAGGCUUCUUCGUAUUUUCCCGCGCCAAAGGCAUUCCACGUGAAAGCUAUCUAAACUACCGCCUGGAGGAUCAUGUUUGCAUAUGGGAUGCGCUUCAGGUUGUCGUCAAAUUGGAUUUGAGUGACGAGCUGAAGAAAGGCCCGGAGAAUAAAAAGAACAAAAUGGACCAGCGGAACCCGGAAGAGGAGGAGUCGGAAGAGGACGAGUCGGAACAGGACGAGUCGGAAGAGGACGAGUCUGAAGAAGAGGAAUCUGAAGAGGACGAGUCUGAAGAAGAGGAACCCGAAGAGGAGGAGCCUGAGGAAGAGUCUGAAGAGGGCACACCGGAAAACGACGAGUCUGGAGAGGAAGAGUGGAAAGAAGGAAGGCCUGAAGAGGAGCCCGAAAAGGAGGAGGAGGCGCCGUUGUCGCAGGACUAUUCUCCCACCGAGUUCCAAAAGAUUGUUCUGCGAAGAUUCACCGCCAAGAUCCCAGAAUCGAAGAAGAGUCUUAUUGCUGUUGCACGCUCAUGGUCGCAGUUUCGGUUUCUGCUCCGCACCAGAGACACUGCUUUAUUUCAUGACACUGGUGAGGCAUUCUUCAAGCCGUCAUCUGCUUUAUGGAAUGCUACAGUUGUGGCCCAGAAGUACCACAUGGAAAAUCAAGACUCUGCUUGGGAUAGUCCUCUACGCUAUGGCCUGGCACUGCUGAUGGCAACCGCCGGCCAUCAGAUCAACAGCAGGUCACCCACAGACAUGUUGCGGAGGGCAAAGCUCAUCCUAUUCCAGAGUUCCUCUGCCGACGGUAUAUUGGCUGGGAUGUUGAAUGCGGGGACGUCAGAUCCGGAAAUCUUUCAGGACGAAUCUCGAAGAGACUUUUACUGGCACACUAGUUUUGAAACCCUAUACAUCAUCUGGAAAGUCCGCGAGAAACUCACAAGCGGAGUCAUUUCAGAUGUCGGCCUCACGAACGAAAGUCUCGAGAUUGAACCCAGACUGGAGGCAGAGGCGUUCCUGGACCGCAUACACCUGAUGAAAAAAUCAAUAUCUGUCAACAACCACAUCAUCGAACAUGAUAUUGUGGAACUAUCAGACGAAUGGCUAUACAAGUUCCCCGACUUCUUGGAUUUCAAACCGAAAAGCAAGGACAAACGUGAAUAUAAUUCCGAUGAACUGGAGGAACUCAAAGGGAUAAUAAUUGAUGUUCCAAAGACCAAGCGGAUGGCUGACGGCGAGAAGCGGUAUACGUCUCGGGACUAUCUGUCUGAUGACAAUGACAAUGUCAUUGUCUUGUCGGGGGUUGCCUUUAAACACAAGCUCGACCAGCGAAGGACCGCCAAAGAUGCCAAGAAAAGGCUCAUUUGGACACCCCAAGCUGACUCGAAAGUCUUACGAGAGGUCUUCGUCGAUGCAUCACCGCCAGAGACGGAAGAUGACCCAGCCUCGCUGGCGAAAUUCCUCAUGAGGCACUCCCGAAAAGAAAAGUACUUGGGCGAUGACAUAACGGCAUCCUUGAAUGUCUGGAAGACAGAUUUCCAUUUGUCUUCCUACCAACUCUCGAAGGAGAAUGGUCCACGGAAGGGGUUAAGCUUUUUUGGCGACAAACGGAUUCGACUGGCUGGCAUGGGCUUCCGAUUCGUGGGCGAUAUUUUCGACAGAUAUUGGACUUGCCAUGUGCUUGGGUUUGAGCCAGAUGAUGAUAUUCGCCGUGAAAACCCCAAGAAACGUUUUGCGCAACUGAUUCAAAACCGCAUUCCUGAACACGAGCGAUGGAUCAACCCCUGGCGGCAGCGAAAAGUGCUUGAGCUAAUCCUCUUUGACAGAAUGCUGGAGAAGAUCAUCGACAAAUAUAGAACAAUGCUGAAAGAGGUGAUGUGUUUCCUAAAAGACCGCUUGCCACACACAAAGAAUGACGCCGCCGCUUCGAGCAGCCCGGAUGACUCCUCGUUUUCCGAGGCCAUCUCCUUGCCAGAGAUGAAAAGCUACGAAUAUUUGAAGUUCCGAGACCAGUGGCCCUCGCUCCAGUUUGCCCUGCAGACAAUGGAAAAGGACUUGAAGGAAACGCUCGACACGAUCGCUUUGUGGAAGACACGUCAACAAGACCGACAUCAUCAGAUUCUGUCCCACGCGUCCAAGCUUUAG